AUGCAGCCAAACCACUGCGACCCUCUGGGUCAGGUGCGCGAACCUAGAGCCGCAAGUCAACUGAUGCGCGAUGGCCAGCCGCGAGAACAUGGUCAGCCCCGCCCGUCCGGUGCAGCACCCAUGAGAUCUGAAGAUUCAUGGAUCGAUGUUUCAUCCCAGCCAUCAUCUUCAUCACUAUCCUCGGCCGCCACAAACGAGGAUAUUAUCACAACCGGUCUUCGGGUGGAACCCGAAGGGGCUGGCAUGUAUCAACACCGUCGUCGGCGACGGCGCAUGCAGCAUCUCGCAGCGGUAGCCACCGCUCAUGUUGACUAUUCAUCGUGUGAGGCGAGCUUGGCAAGCAGCAGUCAAGAGGAAUACGAGGAGAGUGAAAGUGAUCCCGACCCAAACAUGAGCAGCUCCAACGAGGAGAUCCGUCGUCCAACUCUGCAUGCUCCACGAUCGGUGCCCUCGAUCCAGUCCGACGCAGCUUCUAGUGAUGAUGAAGACGACACUUCUACUGCGUUAGGGAUGGGAAUUAGUCCAUCGCCAUUUGUCCCCCAACCGAACGUCUUUAGCCACCCACCACUCACCAGUGAUCCCUCCUGGACUCGCCCAAGCGAGUCCCGCCGGUCUCAACCCAGUGUCUUAUCUAACGCGAGUCACCGCACUGCUAUUCGGCGAGAAUCAUAUCCUUCUGGCCGGCAGUCUCGCCGAUCUCCGCAGUCUCAGCACAGUCCCUAUAACAUGAUAUCACCUUCUCAUCAUGCGGAUCAUGAUGCUGCCCUUCGAGCCAGUCUAUCUACCCUUUUGUCAUGUGCAGCUGCCGCUCGUGGUCUCCCCAAGCCAGAGAACCAACGGCCUCAAGCGUCCACUCCUUCUCGCCCUGUCCAACCAUCCUCAUUCCGACUUGUUGGCGAGUCUGUUGCCAUGGGAGAAGACAGCGACGAUGACCACGCUCCCUCACCACGAUUUGCAGAGGCUAGUCCCUCGAUUGAACCACUUCGUCGUGAUCCUCGCUCCCCCAUGCCACCAUCUGCGCCAUCUGGCAAGACCAAACGACGGUCCACCUCCCCCAAGGAUCGGAGUUCCACGUCUAAGAAGAGCCGGCGUGCGAGCCUUACGGAUUCGACUGCCCCUGUCAGCCCCACAGUUAUGACCUGGGUUAUCAGUGCUGGCGUGGUCGUCUUAUUCUCGGCCAUCAGCUUUUCUGCGGGCUAUAUGCUUGGCCGAGAGGUUGGCCGAACCGAGAUGGGCAUGAUGGGGGAUGGUAGUGUCCCCAGUGCUCGUUCCUCAGCGGCAUGUGGCCAAGAGGCAGUUCGAGGUGGCCUUAGACGACUACGUUGGGGUACAGCAGCGGCUGGAUCUGCGAGUCUGGCCUAA
Molecule: messenger RNA, 1362 nt
Organism: Penicillium odoratum
Lineage: Eukaryota; Fungi; Ascomycota; Eurotiomycetes; Eurotiales; Aspergillaceae
Exons: 2
Coding region: 1-1362 (453 amino acids)
Source: RefSeq, a predicted model, not a curated record